Molecule: messenger RNA, 2294 nt
Organism: Neopsephotus bourkii (Bourke's parrot)
Lineage: Eukaryota; Metazoa; Chordata; Aves; Psittaciformes; Psittacidae
Product: very-long-chain enoyl-CoA reductase-like
Exons: 13
Coding region: 670-1608 (312 amino acids)
Biological process (GO): very long-chain fatty acid biosynthetic process
Molecular function (GO): oxidoreductase activity, acting on the CH-CH group of donors
Source: RefSeq, a predicted model, not a curated record
AUUCCAUGGAAUCAGGUUAAAUUUAGGGAUUGCAGGAGGUUUUCAAACAGCACACAGCAUGUAUCUUUCUGUCUAAUGGAAAUCUAUGGCAGUGAAGAAGCAAUGUUCCUUUAGAGCAGCAUAGAACUUGCUGAUAUUUAAUUACCUUAGCUCUAGAAAAAGGAUAUCAUGUAAGGAAGACUGGGUGGAGGAAAAGCAGCACCAGCCUCUGUACUGCUUUAUGCUAUGCGUUUAAUUCUCAGCGGCGGCAGGAACACAUCACAGGAGAAGAAGGGAUCUCAGCAGAGUUCUGUUGUCAGUCCGAUCACCCCUGAAACACAAUGUAAACUACCAGAGGAAGAAAGAAGGCUGUUUCUAGUGCAGGUUAUCUCAUGAAGCUACUUCAGAGCUGCAAAAAAACCCUGAAACACGAUUGAUUUCCUGUAGAAAUUCUGCAACGUUCAAAGCAAAAUAACCCUCCCCCCUUGACAGACAGGCCACAGAACCGACGCGCCAGGCGGUCGGUGAGCAUCGCUCUCCUCUCCCAGCCGUGCGGGCAGUGCACGGAGCCGCCGGGGCCCCGCAGCAUGGACCCGGGCGGGGCGGGGGGUCCGAGCUCCGCCUGAUUGGCCGCAGCGCGGUGCCCGGGGCCGGUGCCGCGGCGGGAGGCGGCCGGAGGCGGUCCGCAGGAUGGGCACCAGAGCCGGCUUCUUCGAGGUGGAAAUCCUUGACUGGAAGACAAAGGAACAGCUAUGCUUCCUAGAUAAGGUGGAACCAAAUGCCACAAUUAGGGAAAUCAGAUUGAUGUUCCAUAAAUUAUAUCCUCAGUGGUAUCCAGCAAGGCAGUCGAUAAAACUUGAUCCAAAAGGAAAGUCCCUGAGGGAUGAGGAAACCUUGCAGCAGCUCCCUGUUGGCACAACUGCUACCUUAUACUUUAAAGAUUUAGGGCCACAGAUAGGAUGGACUACGGUAUUUUUGAUAGAAUAUACAGGUCCAUUGUUCAUCUAUUUUCUGUUUUAUUUCCGCAUGCCUUUUGUCUAUGGACUGGAUGAGAGGUUUACAUCAAGUCCGCAUCCAGUAGUUAACUUGGCAUGUAUCUGCCAUUCUUUCCACUACAUCAAAAGGUUGAUUGAAACAGUAUUUGUUCAUCGGUUCUCCCAUGGAACUAUGCCACUGAGGAAUAUUGUGAAGAACUGCUUGUAUUACUGGGGAUUUGCAGCUUGGCUUGCUUAUUACAUCAAUCAUCCUCUUUACACUCCUCCUUCUUAUGGGAAAAAACAGAUAAAUUUUGCUGUGAUCAUGUUUCUGCUGUGUGAAGCUGGAAAUUUUUCCAUUCAUGUUGCACUCAGUGACCUUCAGAGAAAUGGAUCCAAAACCCGUAAGAUCCCAUAUCCAACAAGGAAUCCUUUCACAUGGCUGUUUUUCUUUGUAUCUUGCCCUAACUAUACAUAUGAGGUGGGGACCUGGAUCAGUUUCACUAUCAUGACUCAGUGUGUUCCAGUGGGGCUGUUCACUUUGCUUUGCUUCAUUCAGAUGACAGUCUGGGCAAAGGAUAAACACUGCACCUACCUGCGAGAAUUCAAGGAUUAUCCAAGUCUUCGAAUGCCAAUUAUUCCCUUUUUGUUGUAAGAAAAAAGGUUUCCUUUGAAUAUUGCACAGAACUUCAAGAAGAAAAAGCUUAUAAACCUCCUGCCAAAUAAGUGAAUAAAUGUAAAGGGUUUUGAUGCAUGUUGAAUCUCCACUGCUGAGGGAAACUGUAUGCACUUGAAAGCUACACUUCUUUACGUUCAAGAAUUCUCAACUCAGAAGCACCUUCUAGAAAUAAGGCUUCACUGCACAGCUGGCAGUCAAAAGCCCCUAGAGUUCACUGUAACCUGACUGACUUAGAUUCUCAUGUACAAGUCUAUUUAGAUUGAUGGAUCAGAGAUACUGAGAAGUCUGUGCUGAAAAGCAGCUCCAAAUUUAGCAGUGGCAUUCUGCAAGACGCAAGUACAUUGGAACGAGGACAUACCAGCUAACUACUGGAGAGCUCAGUUCAGCCAGCCUGAAUACAGUUGCAUGAUCUGCCCUCUUUGACUUGAAAAAGAGUGUGCUGCCUGGAGGCAGGUGCUUUGUAACUCAUAACACUACCAAAGAAUAUGAAUGGUUUUCUGGAAUAAAGAAAUAGGCAAUAUCUGAAAUACCUGAUUUGGGUCUAACCCCUAAUUUGCCAAAAGAAUGUCAAGUGAGAAGCAAUUCGUAGUAUUUGAGGAUGUAACACCCUGUGUUGAUGGUGUUGGUGGGGUUUCUCUUUGGUUGGUUUCAGUCUUCUUCAU